Molecule: messenger RNA, 1106 nt
Organism: Pygocentrus nattereri (red-bellied piranha)
Lineage: Eukaryota; Metazoa; Chordata; Actinopteri; Characiformes; Serrasalmidae
Gene: atpsckmt
Product: fATP synthase c subunit lysine N-methyltransferase
Exons: 4
Coding region: 298-966 (222 amino acids)
Biological process (GO): peptidyl-lysine trimethylation; regulation of mitochondrial ATP synthesis coupled proton transport; positive regulation of proton-transporting ATP synthase activity, rotational mechanism
Cellular component (GO): mitochondrion
Molecular function (GO): protein-lysine N-methyltransferase activity
Source: RefSeq, a predicted model, not a curated record
UCACUCUCCGGACCACUAGGGGAGCGAUAAGACACUUCUUCUCGAGUCGUAUCGGACACGCGUGCUGCACACCUCCAGCUGACGCUUCAGGCUCACUUUGGCGAGUUACACUACACUCACUGACUCACUGACUCACUCUCUCACUCUUCUCUAUACAUGCAAGACUGUCGUUCAUGUGUGUAAAUGGACAGAAGCUCGAGUAAAUGCCCGGAUGCUGUCUGGUCGGGCUGAUGACGGUGAGCUCGUGCUUAAUUUUGUCUGACUGACCUAAGCUGAGGUCACGGAGUCCUGCACACGAUGUGUGAUCCAGGUCAGUCAGAGGAGGCUAGGGGCAGUGCCCAGGGCAGUCCGGUGAUGAAGCGGUUGGGGGUCAUCGCCACCUGCGCUGUUGGAGGCUCCCUCUUCGCUCUGUACGCCGUCGCCGCGCCGUUCGUCGCGCCCGCCUUGAGGAAGGUUUGCCUCCCUUUUGUUCCUGCAACCAGCACUCAGGUCAGAAACGUCCUGGAUGUUUUACGAGCGAGAUCGGGGACUCUUGUAGAUAUUGGAAGCGGUGAUGGACGGAUAGUCAUAGCUGCAGCAAAGCAGGGAUUCCACUCAGUUGGCUUUGAGCUGAAUCCAUGGCUGGUGUGGUACUCGCGUUACAGAGCUUGGAGGGAAGGAGUUCAUCGCCACACCUCUUUUCAUAUAUCAAACCUGUGGAAGGUUAGUUUUGCACAGUACUCUAAUGUGGUCAUUUUUGGAGUUCCACAAAUGAUGGAGCAGCUAGAAGCCAAGCUUCAGUCAGAGCUUCAGACCUCAGCCAAAGUCGUAGCCUGCCGCUUCCCUUUCCCCACAUGGACUCCUGACCAUGUGGCUGGAGAGGGAAUUGACACUGUGUGGGUUUAUGAUGCCAAGACAUUCAAAUCUCAAGUGACAACAGCAAAGCUGCUGAAAAACAGUGAAGACAGCACGACUCCUCAUCAAUGAUGAACUUUGUAUGAAUGUACUGUCCACUAGAGUAAAUGGAUAAGAAAAAUAUACAUAUUUGUCUUGCAAUGCAAAGUGUGAUUUAAAACUUGUUUUUCUUGUUAAAAGUUGUUUUGAUUUUUUUUCUUCAUUAAAUAAGA